AUAAGGUUACAUUUAUUGCAAUUUUCGCUAGAUGUAGUCACUCUGGGAUGGUAAAAGAAGGCCGUAACUUGUUUCAUAAAAUGAAAGAUGACUAUGGAGUUGAGCCUACAGCAGAUCACUAUGCUUGCGUUGUUAACUUGCUUGGUCGAGCAGGUCAGCUGGACGAAGCUUAUCAACUCAUUAAGUCGAUGCCUCCUGAUGUUGACAAAAUAAGCACUUGGAGUAGCAUGCUUGGUGCUUGUCGAAUCCAUCAAAAUGUAGAACUUGGGGAAAUUGCAGCGAAGAAUCUCCUUGAAUUGUAGCCAAAUGUGGCUAGUCAUUAUGUUCUACUCUCUAAUAUCUACUCAUCUACCGAACUCUGGAAGAAAGCAACAGAGAUUCGAAAUAACAUGAAGGAAAUGGGAGUACGAAAAAAACUCGAGUGCAGUUGGAUUGAGUUUGGCGAUGAGGUUCAUAAGUUCAUGGCUGGGGAUGCAUCACAUCCACAAACCGAGCAACUUUAUAGCUUCGUCGAAACAUUGUCAAAGCGAAUGAGAAAAGAGGGUUAUGUUCGUGACACUUCUUGUGUUCUACACAAUGUUGGUGAGGUGGAAAAGGAGAAUCUACUAUGUGCACAUAGUGAGAAACUAGCAAUAGCAUUUGGUAUCCUCAACACGCCUCCUGGCACCACCAUUAGAGUUGCCAAGAACCUUAGAGUCUGUAAUGAUUGCCAUGCUGCUACCAAGUUUAUUUCAAAGAUUGUGGAGAGGGAGAUAAUUGUGAGGGAUGUGAGGAGGUUCCAUUAUUUCAAGGAUGGAACUUGCUCCUGUGGGGAUUAUUGGCGAGGACGCGUCCAAACCAAUAUUUUCCAACAUUAAGGGAAAAGUUUUCAGGAGAUUCAAAUACCAGCAAGCUGUAACAUAAUACUGAUCACUUCAUUUGUAUUAUCAAGAUUAGUAUGUACAAAUUUAUUUAUUAGCAAACAGUUUUUGUAGCUUUAAGUUGUGAAAUAUAAGGAAUAUCACAUAUUGGGAGGGCUAUUGGAGUAAAUGCUUUGCUGUAGCUCUUUGUUUUUUGCGAUUUGUGAAAUGUGGAUGAUCAAUAAUGCUUUUCUCAAAAUUUGGAUGUCUCAGGCUCAAUUCUUUUUUAUUUUUGAAUAAAUUGAAAGGUAGCAAUGGUCAACUAUUCA
Messenger RNA from Cornus florida, 1168 nucleotides. Its product is annotated as pentatricopeptide repeat-containing protein At3g57430, chloroplastic-like. The record is from RefSeq and is a predicted model, not a curated record. The coding region runs from base 390 to 857 and encodes 155 amino acids. Gene Ontology annotation, molecular function: zinc ion binding; RNA binding. Lineage: Eukaryota; Viridiplantae; Streptophyta; Magnoliopsida; Cornales; Cornaceae. Gene Ontology annotation, biological process: RNA modification. The transcript has a single exon.